CAGGAAGCUCGGAUUACGGUUCAUAUUGCAGAGACACUGUCGCGACAGGAUUACAUCAUCAAGCUCUGCCGUGCCUUGAUGUUGUACGGAGCUCCAACUCAUCGGUUAGAAGAGUAUCUGAGCAUGACUGCCAGAGUCCUCGAGAUCGAUGGACAGUUCCUCUACCUGCCGGGAUGCAUGAUCAUCUCGUUUGACGACAGGUCGACGCACACGACAGAAGUCAGAAUUGUCCGUUCAGCUCAAGGCAUUGACCUGGGAAAGCUCAAGGACGUUCAUCUCAUUUACAAGGAGGUUAUGCAUGACUGUAUCGGCGUCGAGGAGGCUACCGACAAGCUGGAUGUCUUGAUGAAGCGCAAGGACAAGUUCCACGCUUGGCUGCGAGUCAUCAUUUUUGGACUCACCAGCGUCACGGCCGCACCCUUCUCUUUCGGAGCUCGUCUGAUUGAUCUCCCGCUCAUCUUUGCUUUCGGCUGUCUUGUUGGAGUACUGCAGCUCAUUGUGGCUCCCAACUCUGCCCUGUACAGCAACGUCUUUGAGGUUACCGCAACAGUCGUCGUCAGCUUCUUGGCCAGAUUAUUCGGCAGCAUCAACAACUCGAACCUGUUUUGCUUUGGUGCUCUCGCUCAAGGCGGUAUCGUCAUGCUUCUUCCCGGUUACAUGGUUUUGUGCUCUUCUCUUGAACUUCAGUCCAGGGCCAUCGUCCCGGGCUCAAUUCGUAUUGUUUACGCCAUUAUUUAUUGUCUUCUACUUGGAUUCGGCAUCACGGUUGGUUCAGCACUAUAUGGACUCUUUGACGAUACGCCGUCCAACCAAGCGACUUGCGAAAAUCCCAUGGACCCCUACUACGGCUUCAUCUUCGUGCCUCCCUUUGUUGUCUGCAUCAGCAUGAUCUACCAGGCCAAGUGGCGCCAGGUUCCCAUCAUGGUCAUCAUCGCCUUUGCCGGAUACAUGGUCAACUACUGGAGUGGACAACGAUUCAAGUCCAGCCCGCAGAUCUCUAGCACACUCGGCGCCCUGGCCGUCGGCGUGCUUGCGAACCUGUACUCCCGACUAAGACACGGCGUUGCGGCAGCCAUUCUCAUCCCCGCCGUCUUCUGUCAGGUGCCAGGAGGUCUGGCGUCGACUGGAGGUUUGCUGAGCGGCCUCAGUGUGGCCAAUGAGCUCACCAACAACAACGGGACAAUCAACGGAACGGCUUCUGUCCAGGUUGAGUCGGGAGGGAAGCUCGACAACCUGGUGUUCAAUGUGGCGGCUUCAAUGAUUCAGAUUGCCAUUGGAAUUGCUGCUGGCCUAUUUAUGAGUGCUCUAAUCAUCUACCCUCUUGGCAAGCGACGAAGCGGUUUGUUCAGUUUCUGAUUCUCGUUUUCACGGCGUUACCAGCAUUGCGAGGUUUUUUGCAUUGCAUACAAUGGAUGUAUUUUAAAAGUGGCAUUUAUCACAUAACGAAAAUAGCGGUUACAUGGGGGCGGGGGACAAAAAUUAGUUGCGUCACAGACGCUUUGCAUUUGGUGUUUAUGAAAUUGGAUAGGUCCGGGUAUUGAGAUUGUUUUCGUGUUUUCAUCCACAUCAUGAAUGAACGACAAGGUUUUAGAGGAGCAAGCAUAUAGACAGCAAGUUUAUGUGUCAAC
Molecule: messenger RNA, 1628 nt
Organism: Fusarium vanettenii 77-13-4
Lineage: Eukaryota; Fungi; Ascomycota; Sordariomycetes; Hypocreales; Nectriaceae
Exons: 2
Coding region: 79-1356 (425 amino acids)
Biological process (GO): transmembrane transport
Molecular function (GO): transmembrane transporter activity
Source: RefSeq, a predicted model, not a curated record